UACCUCGUAGACGUUGAUCCAAAACUCGUCAGAGGUUUUCUUGGUUAGGGUUUUCAAGAAUUUCCAGAAAUCGAAUCUUGAUUUGGGAUAAGUUUGUUUCUCUUUAAGGAAGAUAUGAAUUUCAGAAGCUUCGAUGAGUUCUGGCCGUUCUACGUCAACCAACAUUCAAAACCAUUGACGAGGCGUUGGCAUUUCGCAGGUACGCUUUUGGGAUUUAGCCUCUUGGUAUACUCAAUUUUCUUCAACUGGUGGUUUGUGUUCCUUGUGCCCAUAUUCGGCUACGGAUGUGCUUGGUAUAGCCAUUUCUUCGUCGAAGGGAACGUUCCGGCUACAUAUGGGCAUCCCUUUUGGUCUUUUCUUGGUGAUAUCAAGAUGUUUGGGUUGAUGCUCACUGGGAAAAUGGAGAAGGAGAUCAAGAGGCUUGGAAAGAGGCCAUUGCAGGUCUUCUGAGAUUCCUUUAUAUGUCGGGUUUGGUCGUUACUGUACGAGUCUUUCUGGUAUACCCCGCAGCUGUAUCUGGUGGUGCUUUCAUUUCUAUGGGGAGGACUCAAUAUUGUUGCCUGUUCUUUCUCUCUUUAUUUUUACCCCCUCCACCACCUCCUCCUCCUCCUCCUCCUCCUUACAGGCCAGAUGAAUGUUAUCUUUGUAUAUGUUUCUUUAGAGUUUUAUCUACAUACUUGAAUGUAUAGACAUGGUAAAUGAUUUCAGCUGCAACUCUUUCUGGAUUGGGUUUUGUAAUCAUAAAAUUUACUCAGAAUUUUAUGCCAUGCGUCUAUUGCAGAAUACGUGCUCCUUUUAGUUUUA
Messenger RNA from Telopea speciosissima, 804 nucleotides. RefSeq lists its product as uncharacterized. The coding region runs from base 115 to 450 and encodes 111 amino acids. NCBI's taxonomy places the organism in Eukaryota, Viridiplantae, Streptophyta, Magnoliopsida, Proteales, Proteaceae. The transcript has a single exon. The record is from RefSeq and is a predicted model, not a curated record.